AUGGGCCGGCCCUCUAAUAGAUUUAUAGGCGGUGUGCCUAUUCUUCAGGCCAAUCUUAACCACGCCCGCCAAGCGCAAGAUUUGUUCUUGCACACGCUGGCGGAGCGUUGUUGCGGCCUGGGAAUAGUAGCGGAGCCAUACUGCCCCCCUGCGGGGGGAGCCAAUUGGCUCACGGACGCCCCCCCUGCGGGGAGCAGCCUGGUGGCUGUUGUUUGGAGGGGAAUGGAGGGGUCCCCCCCGUGUGGCAUGGUCAAACGGGGAGCCGGGUACGUCGCUGUCAGAUGGGGGAACACCCUGGUUGUCGCGGUGUAUUCCCCCCCGUCUUGGGACGUCACCCGGUUCGAGAGACAGUUGGCGGAAAUCAGGGAGGUAGUUGGGGCCCGUCUCCCCGGUGCCGUUAUAGUCGCGGGUGACCUCAACGCCAAAUCGGCCUCUUGGGGUUGCCCGCGAACUGAUAGGAGGGGGGGACUCCUCGAAGAAUGGAUGGCCGUGCUGGGCCUAUCCACAUUUAAUGUGGGGGCCACGAGUACGUGCGUGCGGCCGCAGGGAGAAUCGAUCAUCGACGUGACGAUGGUCUCCCUCGCGGCCGCGCAUAGGGUCUCCUCUUGGAGGGUAGCAGCGGAGCUCGAGACACUAUCGGAUCAUCGAUACAUCGAGCUCCGAUAUACUGCCGCCCCCCAGACAGUCUAUGGGUUGAGGGCUAGGGAACAGCGACGAUGGUCCCUAGCCAAAUUGGAUGAAGGCCUCCUGAUGGAAUCGUUGUACGCCCAGACCUGGCCCGGAGUGAGUGGGCAGGGCGAUAUCGAUGAGGUGUGGGAAAGGGUCCGCGGCAUCGUCUGA
Molecule: messenger RNA, 840 nt
Organism: Camponotus floridanus (Florida carpenter ant)
Lineage: Eukaryota; Metazoa; Arthropoda; Insecta; Hymenoptera; Formicidae
Exons: 1
Coding region: 1-840 (279 amino acids)
Molecular function (GO): catalytic activity
Source: RefSeq, a predicted model, not a curated record